AUGUUGUCUACGAAUAAUGGACAGUGGUAUCAGUGGUUCUAUGUGCUGGCUAUUGCAUCUGCUGUAGAAGUUGUCUUUCUGCCCCUGGCGUUCAGACACGAGACUGCAGCGAAGUACCAUGAGAACAAGAAGAAGCAGGGAAACCCUGAAGAUGGAGUAGAUCAACGAGCCAUCUUCCGAUACAGCGCGACCUGGAUAUACGCCGCUUACCUUCUGGCAUACGUGGGCACUGAGUGCACUGUUUCCGGCUGGGUUGUCACAUUCAUGCUCCGCGUCCGCCAUACCAGCACUUAUGCAUCCAGUAUUUGCUCUUCUGGCUUCUGGGCAGGCAUGGCGAUUGGACGACUAGCUUUGGGUGCAGUCACAGAGAAGUUGACCCCAAGACGGGCAGUCAUCAUUUACUUGGCACUUGCUCCCGCAAUUGUGGUGCUUUUCAUGAUAGUGCAGGUUCUGUGGGUCUCGGUACUUUCGAUGGCACUGCUCGGCUUCGUUAUGGGCCCGCUAUUCCCCUCUUGCAUCGUCGAAUUUGUUCAUUACCUACCAAAAGAGCUUCAUGUUGGUGCGGUAUCGUUUGUUGCUUCCCUCGGCCAAGUCGGCGGCGCCAUACUUCCAUAUAUGCUCGGCGCUAUCACCCAGGUGGCGGGGCUCCAUGUGUUUCCUUACAUGCUUCUUUCACAAUUUGCUGUCAUUCUUCUUCUGUGGCUCAUAUCAUAUAAGGUGGCAGGGAAGAAGAUACUCCAAGAAGAGCCUGUGCGAAUAAGACAAGACUAA
Colletotrichum abscissum is the source of this 771-nucleotide messenger RNA. Its product is annotated as MFS transporter. The transcript has 2 exons. The record is from RefSeq and is a predicted model, not a curated record. Gene Ontology annotation, biological process: transmembrane transport. The coding region runs from base 1 to 771 and encodes 256 amino acids. Gene Ontology annotation, molecular function: transmembrane transporter activity. Gene Ontology annotation, cellular component: membrane. NCBI's taxonomy places the organism in Eukaryota, Fungi, Ascomycota, Sordariomycetes, Glomerellales, Glomerellaceae.